AUGUCUGAAGUGAUACAUCAAUAUUUUAAUCGGAGGUACUCUGAGUGGGAUAUUACAGACUUCCUACAGGAAUGUGAACUUGAAGACUUAGGUGAUAAAAUAAGCGUUUACAUUAAAUCUCUCGAAAUAAUAGCUAAUACCAAUAAAGGACAAAGGGGCAAUAAAGCAAAGGAGUUGCUUGCAAAAUAUAGAGAGGUGAAUGUAAUUUUUUUAGUUAAAAAUAUAGAGAAUUUGGUAGCGUGUGCGGGACCUCGAAGGUCUCGUAUCAUUCAAGCCUCGAAGGCAAGCUACGAAGUUAGUGUUGGGGCGGGGGCAAUCUCGAAGAUUGUCUUACGUUCAAGGCUCAAAGAUAUUGCUGACUUACAAUUUCACAUGCCAGGGUUCUCGGCCAGAUCGUAUUCGUGCUCAUCUCACAGUGAAACUUCAGUUAACUUUUACGGAGACUAUUUGAAUAAUGGAAUAACAUCAAAUGGAAGUGGUGCAACAAAUAUUUCACAUACUAAAUGCGGACAAAGACAAAGUUCAAAGGAUUUAAAUGACAAAAUCAAUGAAUUCAUGUUGAGUCCCAAUGAACAACAACCGAAUCGGUUCACCAAGAAACUUAGGAAAUUGGAUGACACAAUAGAGUAUAAAUUUACAUGUUCUGAUGAGGAUAAUGAUUUUUAUGAAGAUGAUGAAAGUAGAGAAAUGAGUGAAUCGAGUAUAUCUGAAUUUAAAGAUUCAUAUAGAGGAAUGAAAAAUGAGAAAAAAUGGUAUUUGACAUCAGGGAAAUGUGUUGAAGAUGCAUUAUAUGCUUUUGGAAAUCAAUGCCGGUUUGAACACCUUGCACAUUCAUUCAUUAUUGACCCUGAUGAUGAAUCUUAUAUUAAAAACAAUAUUUUUACCUCCGAAGAACUGGAAGAAAUCCGUAAUACAGAAGCAAAAGACCUUCCAGAAAUGCCAAAUGAAUUAUUAAA
This is a messenger RNA of Entrophospora candida, 956 nucleotides long. The record is from the annotation of a GenBank genome assembly. Lineage: Eukaryota; Fungi; Glomeromycota; Glomeromycetes; Entrophosporales; Entrophosporaceae.